AGGAUUUUAAUUUCUUUCUUAGCUCCGAAGGUAGCAAGUAGAGUGCAAUACGCAACACACCGAAAAACCCUUUACUAAAAUUGGUUAAAUAUUGAAUUAGGGUUUCAGUGAAUCACUAUUUAUCCAAGCUUUUCCCCUAAUUCGUUGAUCACUCCAUUUCUCCUCUGCUCCAAUUCUGCUCGGACGCCGCCGUUUUGAUGAGUUCCCGUACACUGAGAAGACGGCUGCACCACGGAGAUAUUGAUGGCGGAAGACACGAUCGUUGCGAGACUUCGGCAUUGGAUGCGUUGAGCGAACCGUUGCUGGCAGAUGGAGAUUAUGAUUAUAAUAAACACAAUGAGGGGACCUCGCUUGUGGAUAUUUUGGAUGAACAGCGACGUAAAGAGGAUCUGCAUUGGACACUAGUAUUCUCGAACGUGAUUGCGCAGUGGGCUCAAUGGUUAGCAAAUAUUGUUCUUGGUUCUGGGUCUCUACUAGCACGGAUCGUACCAUUCAUUUCGGGCAAUCAAAAUGGAGCUAACAACCUCCUUCCACCUGUUUUACUUAGUCCUUUGCAGGAAGCAAGGCUAAAAUAUCUAAAGCAAAGGCUUUCAGUUCCUUUUGAUGGCACUUGUUCAGAUCAUCAAGAUGCACUUAGGCAACUUUGGAGGUUAGCUUAUCCUGAUAGACAGCUCCCAGCUCUUAAAUCAGUGCUCUGGAAAGAUAUGGGCUGGCAGGGAUCAGACCCUUCAACAGAUUUCAGGGGUGGAGGCUUCAUAUCGUUGGAGAAUUUGAUCUUCUUUGCCAAGACGUAUCCGGAAGCAUUUCAAAACUUGUUGCACAAGAGAGAUGGAGACAGGUCAGAGUGGGAGUAUCCGUUCGCUGUGGCUGGCAUCAAUAUUUCGUUUAUGCUGGUUCAAAUGUUAGAUCUCCAAUCAGGUAAUCCUAGCAAGUUGGCUGGGCAACGCUUUCUGCAGAUGCUCAGCUAUGAUGAUAUGGCCUUUGACAACCUCUUUUGUGUCGCUUUCAAGAUGCUGGACGUGCAGUGGCUUGCCAAGCGCGCCUCAUAUAUGGAAUUCAACGAAGUUCUUAAAUCUACGAGAUCACAACUAGAGCGAGAGAUGGCGCUGGACGAUGUAUCGAGCGUGAAGGAUUUGCCAGCGUAUAAUCUACUGAGAAUAUAAUCGCAUGCGUAAUAACAUUUUCUUGUGAGCUGUGUUUGCAAAUUUUAGACCACUUCACUGAAAUCUCCUUUUAUACAGAAAAAAUUGUAUAUUUCAUGUAUGAUUAUACACUGAUGUAUUAUUCUCUUCACCGUUGUAUAGCGGAGGUGUACAGAGUGACUAUUGGCUUAUAUCUAUUUUCGUUGAAUAAUUUGUGUUA
Messenger RNA from Salvia miltiorrhiza (redroot sage), 1362 nucleotides. RefSeq lists its product as uncharacterized. The record is from RefSeq and is a predicted model, not a curated record. Bases 198 to 1163 code for a protein of 321 amino acids. NCBI's taxonomy places the organism in Eukaryota, Viridiplantae, Streptophyta, Magnoliopsida, Lamiales, Lamiaceae. The transcript has 10 exons.